This is a messenger RNA of Prunus armeniaca (apricot), 1854 nucleotides long. Lineage: Eukaryota; Viridiplantae; Streptophyta; Magnoliopsida; Rosales; Rosaceae. The record is from the annotation of a GenBank genome assembly.
AUGCCUUUGGAUUGCUUGUUUUUAUGCGGUUGGUGGUGUGAUCCUAAAGUACUUGCUUUAUACUUCCAUACCUGUGAAUUAAUUCUAUUGCUUAUAAAACAGGAGAAGCACAGAGAAAAGAAGCAUAAGAAGGAAAAAAAGGACAAAGAGAAGAGAGAAAGUAAAGAAAAAAGUGAGAAAGACAGAAGUGAUGGAAAGCAUCGGGAAAAGAAAGACAAGAAGGAAAAAAACAGAGACAAGAAGAAGGAUAAGGAGAAAGACAGGGACCCCGUUAAAGAUAAAAUUAGUCCUUCAGAUGAGAAGAGAAAUCUGGGGAAAACUGAGAGUUUUGGUGCAGAGAAAUUCAUUCCUAAAGAGUACAAAGAUAACUGUGUUGACAAGAGAAAUACUGGGCAAGUUGGAGGUUAUCAGGCCGAGAAGCUCAGUCAAAAUCGUCAUCUGGCUGAGGAGAACCACAAUUCUGUAUUGUUGGAGUUGGGUAGGAGAACUAAAGAUGAGGCCAGAGGAAUUGGUAACCAUGUGGUUGAGAAGAUUUCUGAAUCAGACCGAAAGAAGGAUGAGGGGAUGGUCAGAUUGGUGGCUAAGGAUGCUGACAUUUUGGCCGAAGUCAAGGAAAAGAACAAGGACAAGAGAGUUGAUGACAGAAAGACGGAUGGGCAAGGCAUCAGGGUUGCAGCACAAAUUAGUGGGAACACAAUGGUUCAGAACCCUGUUGGUAUGGUUGAAACUAAAGUUGAAGGGCUUUCCAGACCAUUGGGGUGCAACGUGGAUAGAAAGAUUGAUGGAAAAGAAAAGACCAAAGAGAAGGAAGGUGAUGAUAAACGAAGAGAGAAACGCAAGGAGAAAGAUAGAGAGAAGAAAAAACAAGGGAAAGACAAGGACAAGGAUAAAGAAAAGAAAAAGGAAGCGAAAGCAAAGGAGAAAAAUGAAUCUAAGAAUGCAGAGCCAGGUAAAGAGAAGAAAAAGGAAGAGAAAGCAAAGGAGAAAAAUGAAUCUAAGAUUGCAGAGCUGGAUAAAGAGAAGAAAAAGGAAGAGAAAGCAAAGGAGAAACAUGAAUCUAAGAAUGCAGAGCUGGAUAAAGAGAAGAAAAAGGAAGAGAAAGCAAAGGAGACAAAUGAAUCUAAGAAUGCAGAGCCAGAUAAAAUAAGAAAGAGCAAUAAAGAGGAUCAUAUAGACCCUCAUUACGUUAUAACCUCCCAACUUCCGAAAGACAGCAACAAAAGUGCUGGUGCUGAUGGAAAUCUUAAGAAACGGAAGGACUUGCAGACAAAUGGAGUUUUGCAUGCCAAUGACAUUAGGCCCAGUAAACUGCCGCGACCCUCUUCUUCCUCUCAUCCAUUAACGGUAAAUGGAAGAACAGUGGAACCUUGCCAAACUUCCACCCCGUAUGUUUCAGAUAGGCUGGGAUCAGCAAAUAAUGUUAAGGUGGACAAUAAGGACUGCAAGAUAAAUGGCAUCAUUGAAUCUCCGUCAUUGUCCGUCUCCCCUGCAAAGCUGACUUCUACAGCUGCACAGGCUGUUCCUGUUGCCAAAGCAUCUGUGAGACCGCCCCAUCCAGAUUCCAGAUAUCUAAGCCAGGUUUAUUUGGUUCCAAAGGUGGACGAAGUGCCUGAUUAUGACGAUGAAGAUUGGUUGUUUGGGUGCAGUGGUAACCAAUUAAAGAAGCCCAAGGUGGAAUCUUCAGGGGUUGAGGAGACACCUGAGGUAUGGUCAGAGGCUCUGCGGAUAGAGUCUGCUGAUGUUCACAUUCUACCUCUUAAAUGCAAAGGUUGCAAGGGUCACUCACACAUUAUGGCUUGCUCCAGGACCGGGCGGGCUAUUUGGAUUCAAGGGCUGGUUUUCCCCAACAGCUAA